Messenger RNA from Drosophila hydei, 880 nucleotides. Its product is annotated as PRKR-interacting protein 1 homolog. Gene Ontology annotation, cellular component: nucleolus. The transcript has 2 exons. Lineage: Eukaryota; Metazoa; Arthropoda; Insecta; Diptera; Drosophilidae. The coding region runs from base 69 to 800 and encodes 243 amino acids. The record is from RefSeq and is a predicted model, not a curated record. Gene Ontology annotation, biological process: negative regulation of protein kinase activity. Gene Ontology annotation, molecular function: double-stranded RNA binding; protein kinase inhibitor activity; protein kinase binding.
GACCAUUCACCAUUCAACGUCAACACGAGAAUAGCAGGAAAAAAACUGUAUUUCGCUUGUCAACAAAUAUGUCGCUGAUUAAAAAUUUAGUUAAAGAAACAGAAGAAAACAAGCCUCGAAAGAAGAAAAAGAAUGGGGACUCCGAAGACAGCGAUAAUGAAGGAAAACACAAACCAUUGGGACCAUUCAUAAAAAGUGCUACAGAUCUACAAAGAUUGAAGUUGGAAAAACUAAUGAAAAAUCCAGAAAAGCCAGUUAUUAUACCGGAGCAGAGGCGGGAGCGUGACUAUAUGUCUUCAGUUCCCACAUUUGUGCGUAAUGUGAUGGGCAGCAGUGCUGGUGCGGGCUCCGGUGAAUUCCACGUCUACCGCCAUCUGCGACGAAAGGAAUAUGCCCGUCAAAAGAACAUACAAAACCAAAGUCUAAGAGAGGCUGCCGACGUUGCGUAUCAACAAAAAUUGGAUGACAACAAACAAGCAGCCGAUAAUCGCACAGCCAAAAAACGUGCCAAGCGUCUCAAGAAAAAGCUGCGUGCAAAACGAGCGCGCGAGCAAAAACCAAACGAAGAGAAAAAGGUUGAAGCUGAGUCGAGUGAAAGUACUUCAGAAGACGAAACUGACACAAAAUGUGAAGCUGUUACAAAAAGCGAAGUCAACGAGGAAGCAACCACAACGGCAGAGAAAGCUACCACCUCCAAUGAAGAAAGGGAAACAGCUAUUGAAGCACCCUCUGAUGUGAUCAUCGAAAAAAGAGUUACCACAGCUGUAGCGGAGGCUGGAUCUUCCGAACCCGAGACUUGACUUAACUUAAAACAUAAUAAUUUAAAAAUGUUGUAUACCCAUAUAUAAGAAUAUUGCUUAAGGCUAAUGAGUGAAACAAA